Messenger RNA from Hippocampus zosterae (dwarf seahorse), 2418 nucleotides. RefSeq names its product testis derived transcript (3 LIM domains) (gene tes). Lineage: Eukaryota; Metazoa; Chordata; Actinopteri; Syngnathiformes; Syngnathidae. Bases 427 to 2028 code for a protein of 533 amino acids. The record is from RefSeq and is a predicted model, not a curated record. The transcript has 8 exons. Gene Ontology annotation, molecular function: zinc ion binding.
ACACACAUUAUCUUGGCCUGAGGAAUAAUGAGUACUACAUGUUGAAUUUCAAAAUAAAAUGAUUGGACUCUCGCAAUGAAGAAAAUGAUGGCAAACGGGUAAUCAUGAAUUGUGUCAUUAUUUAUUAGAGGCUCGAUUAAUCUAAGAUGUUAUGUAACAUUAAAAAAACAAAAAAAACGAUGAAAUCACUCGUCGUAAAUGUAUGUUAUCUUCUCAACACCGGAAAUACAGAUUUUAGCUGCGAUAGUAGAUCGACGCUGGUGCGUAGUGGGCUGGUUUCCAGAACCGAAAGUGGUGUGAAAACCUGCUGGUUUGUCGUAUCUGGACUGUCUCGUCGUCUCUUUUUUGCGGGUAAUUUAUGACAGUUUUUCCGGCCGCGUCCACUCGGUUCAGUUGCUGUGUUUUAAAGAGCCAAGAGAAGCGAACAUGGAGAUCGAGAAGGAAGUGAAGAAAAUGACACUGGGACACGAGUUUGGCGCGGGCGCCGCCUGCCUCAAGUGUAAAGACAAAUGUGAAGGCUUCGAGCUUCAUUUCUGGAGAAAAAUCUGUCGUAACUGCAAGUGUGGGCUCGCGGAGCACAAUGUGCAGAUGAACACGGAGGAGAACAAAAAGGUGGGGAAGCUCUUCGAGGACACCAAGUACACCGGCCUCAUUGCCAAGCUGAAGACGGACGGUGUCCCCGUGUACCGCGGCAAUGCCGUCACCAUCACGCUGGGCAGCCCCGCCAUCGCCCAAACAGUGUUACCGUGCACUGCCCACACCGUGUUACCGGCCUCCGCCACCGCAGCCGUACCUCACACCACUACUGGCGCUCAAAGUUCUGUCCUGCCUGCUACAGCCUCAGGAGGUACCGCAUCCGGUGGCUUACCGGCAGCCGCAAGAAUUACGCCAUCCGGCGGUGCCCAAGCCCGGCCGGCUGGGGUUGCCCCCGUCAAGGCGAACACAGCGAGCGUUUCCAUCAGUUCCACCCCUGCCAACGUGGUGCUGGUCAACAAAGAAACGCCUCUUCAGUCUGUCACGUACGAGUGGGCGCCCCCCGUGGCGAACAAAUAUGUGGCGGUGCGCUACAUCGAGCUACUGCCGCCCGAGAAGCGGCCCGUGGCGGGCACGGAAGGCGCCGCCUACCGCCGCCAACAGAUGGCCCGCCAGCUGCCCGAGCACGACCAGGACCCGGCCAAGUGCCACGAGCUGAGCCCGGCCGAAGUCAAGAAGAUGCAGCAGUUUGUGCGCAAGUACAAGGACGAGGCGCUGGGUGUCGGCGACGUGAGGCUGCCCGAGGAGAUGGUUCUGCUGCAGGCUGCAGAGACGGGUCAAGGUGAGCCAGGCGGUGCCGGAGGCGUUAAAGCAGUGGGUCUCAAGGGGACCGCUGGAGCUGGAGGGGCCGGCCCCGUGUCCGCUGGAGGCGCCAUGGGUACCGCGGCUGCUGCUGGAGCCAUGGCCGCCCCAGGAUCCACGCAGCAAAGCUUUUCGUGCCGCCGCUGCAAUCAGCCGAUGCGCGUUGGCGACCCUGCCGUGUAUGCCGAGCGGGCCGGUUACGACAAGCUGUGGCACCCGGGCUGCUUCGUGUGCUGCACCUGCGACGAGCUGCUGGUGGACAUGAUCUACUUCUGGAAGCGUGGAAAACUCUACUGCGGACGUCACUAUGGUGACAGCGAGAAGCCGCGUUGCGCCGGGUGCGAUGAGCUGAUCUUCAGUAACGAGUACACGCAGGCCGAGGGCCACAACUGGCACCUGAAGCAUUUCUGCUGCUUCGACUGCGACCUGGUCUUGGCCGGAGAGACGUACGUGAUGGAGCAGGACAAGCCCGUCUGCACGGCCUGCUAUAUGAACAACUACGCUGUGAAAUGUUCAGGCUGCGGUAAGGCGGUGGAGCCCGAGGCUCAGCGCGUGUCGUAUGGCGAGCACCACUGGCACGCGGCACCGCAGUGCUUCAAGUGCUCCGGCUGCGCCAAGGUUCUGAUGGGCCAGCGCUUCAUGGCGGUGCAAGGACGGCUCUUCUGCUCUGUUGAGUGCAAGAAGAAGGCGUGAAUUCAGGAUGCCAGCGUUGCGUUGAGGUGAAGCCAUUUGUACAAGUGCCUUAAAGUCUGCACUUUUUUUUUCUAUUCAGGUCUCAGGCAUGUAACUACUGAAAACUCCAUUCGCUUCUUUCAUUCAAAUAUGAGUUUAUGACAUGUGGGCUCAUUUUGUACAUUUCCAAGGGUACUCUUGUCCAAUCGUGAAAAAUUUUGAAGCAUGUACGGUAUACGAGACCAAUGGUUCUGUGGUGCACCCCAUAAACGUUUAAACUAUGAGUCCCUGUAUCCCAUUUCCUUCAGGAACAUGAAAUGUGGUCAUUAUGUCUAUCAUGAGUAGGUCCGCAAAAAAAAAAAUCUGAGGAAGCCAUUGUGAACAGACACAGAAUCUUUUUUUUUAAUUAAA